GUUCAGUGCGCGCAUCUCUAGCUCUCGCUCGAGAAGCAAAUAUGGCUCCUCCACCAGAUAGAGCUUUUGGUGGUUAUCGACUGUUUGUUGGAGAUAUUGGAACAAGAGUUGGCAAAAAUGAUUUGGAGAGAGAAUUUGAUCGCUAUGGCCCUAUAACUGAUGUCUGGGUAGCAAGGAAUCCUCCCGGUUUUGCCUUUGUGGUUUACAUGUAUCGUGAAGAUGCAGACAAAGCAGUCCGAUCACUGGAUGGAAGACUGAUGUGUGGCCGCAGGGUUCGUGUUGAACACGCUCGCCCCUACCCUGGCGUGCCUCCGCCACGUAAAAGCUAUGACUCCAGCAGAAGUAUGGGCAGACGCAGAAGCAGAUCUAGGGACAAGAGAAGAUCGCGUUCAAGGUCACCGUUACGAAAGAGAUCCAGAUCAAGGUCACCGUUACGAAAGAGAACUAGAUCGAGGUCACCGUUACGGAAGAGAACCCGAUCGAGGUCGCGUUCCAGCCGAAGGAGAAGGGAUAGUCAUAUGUCCAGGACGAGAUCACGCUCCCCACACAGGUCUAGAGACAAGUCCAGGUCCCCUAGGAGGUCUAGGACUAGGACUCCUAGGAAGUCUAGGUCUAGAACUCGGACCCCUAGGAAGUCUAGGUCUAGGACUCGGACUCCUAGGAAGUCCAGGUCCAGGUCCAAGUCGCAUAGAUCCAGAACACCAGAGAAAAGACAGUCCAAGUCCACAUCCAAGUCUCCAGCUAGAUCUAGACCUAGAUCCAAGUCUCCAUUAACUUCUCCUGAAGACAAGAAGAGCUUAUCCCAGGAGCUGUCAAGUACUCGGAGGCGUCGUGGUAGUGAGAAGAGUACCGGUAGUCAUCGUAGCGGAGGGGACAGAGAGACGGGACAGGAGGAAGAGAACAAUGGACGUGUGGAGAUGACCGAAGCAGCUAUGGCCAAACCACAAGUUGAAGACCUCAUAGAAUGGAAUCCAUUGGACCAAGUCUCUGAAGAUAAGUCUGAAAACAGGGCAGAGAAACAGGAUAAAGAGAAGGAACAACCUAGCCAACAAAUUGAAGAAAGCUAAAACACCUUAGCCUGCUCAUAGCUAAUACUUGUCACAUAUCUGUACAUGAUCUAAUAGAUGUAUAUGUAUAUGUUUGUUUGUAUGCUUUCAAUAUCUAAUGUUAACCUAAUGGCUUCUGAAUACUAUCAGUUCCAUAGACUUAGUACAUUAUCCUCCUGGAUCUCAUAGACAAAAGUGGUAAGUUACUCCUUUUCCCCCUUCAAUAUGUUCAAAAUUAUGUGCCGUGCUCUAUCUAUCUAUGUGAUAUGUAUAAAUAAUUAAUGAUCGUACACCUGGGUGGAGAGCUUCAAAUGUGGAUUAAUGCCUUACCAAAAGAUGUUAGUGCCGGGCUGGGAUUUGAACCCUCAACCCUUGGAUAGAUAGUUAAGUGAUUGAUUCACUACACCACAACACCUCUGUAACAUAAAGAGAUACAUGUACUUGUAAUCGGUAACAUAAUUCCAACCUAAUUUGGCUGAAGUGCAGAAAGCAUUGGGGUGUACUUGAUCUCAACAGAUUUUGCAGUCAUAACAUAAAAUGGCUAUAGGCAUAAAUAUUGAUCUGAAAACAAUUUAUUCAGGAAUAUUGAAUUUUAAAACGAGCUAGAGCCUUGAUCCGUGGUAUAUGAAUUCAAUCUUAUGCCUGUGGUAAUGAUUGAAAACAUGUCUGAAUUCAAUCUUCUGCCAGUGGUAAUGAUUGAAAACAUGUCUGAAUACAAUCUUAUGCCAGUGGUAAUGAUUGAAAACAUGUCUAAAUUCAAUCUUCUGCCAGUGGUAAUGAUUGAAAACAUGUCUAAAUUCAAUCUUCUGCCAGUGGUAAUGAUUGAAAACAUGUCUAAUUUCAAUCUUCUGCCAGUGGUAAUGAUUGAAAACAUGUCUAAAUUCAAUCUUCUGCCAGUGGUAAUGAUUGAAAACAUGUCUAAAUUCAAUCUUCUGCCAGUGGUAAUGAUUGAAAACGUGUCUGUAUCGAUGAUUAAAUCUUAUGCCAGUGGUAAUGAUUGAAAACGUGUCUGUACCGAUGAUUAAAUCUUAUGCCAGUGGUAAUGAUUGAAAACAUGUCUGCACCCAUUGCGAAGCAGUGACAGAACUUAGCCUCUAACUUCUCUUAGAAAUGUUUUUUCUGGAUGUGGAUGCUUUCCUUGUCUUCGUCUUGGCUAGUUGUCAUUUAUCCAAUGUCAUUUAUCACAUGUAGUUCUCAUAAUUUAGUAUAGAAUAGAUUAUUUCAUUGUUGAAAUAGCAUUCUACCUUAUGGGUGUACAGGGGCAGAGUUAAAAUGGAAAUAGAUGUUAGACACUUAAGAUUUCUAAAAAUUGAAUUGAGUACUAUUAGAUUGACUACUAGUAUUAUUAUAUAAAUUCCCAAUUAUUUGAAAUGAUAUGUAGACGGAACAGAACUGUUAACCGUUUGAUCUCCAAGAGUUAUGAAUAGAUUUGUCUAUUUUUAUAUAAACAUGUUUCAGCUAAAUUUGAUGAUGAGGUACAGGUGACUAUGUGUAAUAGGUCAAUUCUAUUGGGUAGCCAACAAAAUAAUGGACUCAAUCAGACUUGUGCAAAAUUUCAUUUAAGGAAUGUAAAUUAACACGUUUUGUAUAGUAAGUGAUUUGACUUGGGGAAAUUAGACUUUUACAGUUUGAUUUAUGCAGAGUUAACUGUAGCUUUUGGUGUUAAAAUUGAUUCAUUUAUACAAGUUUCAUUCUUUAUCAAAUUAAGUUCUAGUUUUUGUGUUUAUUUCAUCUGUUUGAUGUCAAUAGGGCAUUCAGUCAUAUACAGAGUUGACGCCCCUCUGGCUUCAAACCAACCAACCAUUUUCAGUGUUUUAUUCUUGUUGCUUUCGAGUUAGGAUCGAUACCUUUUGAUGAUAGAUAUUUAAUUGAUCCAAUAAAUUCUUAAUGACUUCCGUUUCUGAAGAUUAGCACGAUCAUAUCAAUUGAAGUACAUCACUGUUGUAGAAUACUAGAAUUGCAGAAUUUUCUUUGAUAGAAUGCAGUGUUGUAGUCAAGGCUUUGACUAGCAAGGCUUCAACCUCUCAAGGUCAACAAUGAUAGAAUGUUGAUGAUUGUAUUGAAAUCAAUCGUAACUGUUGAUUCAUUGAAAAUGUAGACCUUAAAUCCAACAUAAAUGAAAGGCUUGUGCUUGAUGCUUGUGCUUUCUAUGCAAUCACUCAUUCCGUGUUGCAACUUUGGUAGAUACAAACUUUUUUCCUUUCUUUUUGGAAAACCACAGUGUUUUGUUAGCCUGGAAGUACUAAAAUAAUAGUUGUAUCAGAGUAUAGGUUCACAGUUCAUUUAUAGAAGUUUUGAGCUUUGGACAUGAUUUCCUUUGAAAAGAUUACACAUAGUUGACAGCAUUUACUGGUAAGAGGAAAAACUCUUUUUACCUCGUACUCACAUCUCCUUCUACUCCAUGUGAUAAACAUGUACUUGAGGACGUGUUAGUGUUAUCAUUUCAAGUUUUUAAAUGCCAUUAGGCGAAAUUUAAAUACUUUGUUUUUAGCGUCCCUGCCUGCUUCCUUU
Molecule: messenger RNA, 3557 nt
Organism: Strongylocentrotus purpuratus (purple sea urchin)
Lineage: Eukaryota; Metazoa; Echinodermata; Echinoidea; Camarodonta; Strongylocentrotidae
Product: serine/arginine-rich splicing factor 7
Exons: 6
Coding region: 42-1067 (341 amino acids)
Molecular function (GO): RNA binding
Source: RefSeq, a predicted model, not a curated record